UGGUGUCGAACUUCAAGUAGAGAGCAUCUGACUCUAGCAGAAUUAAAUUCUGUCAGCUGAAAUCCACUUCACGCCCUGUACUCCUGAAUUUCUGUUCCUCACCGAAGCAAUUUUCCUGUCAUUUCGUUGGCGGAUACAUCAGGAUUGACUGCGAGGCAAUCCGGAAACGUUCACAAUCGGCACGCAAGAAAGAUUUUUAGUAACACCUGCGGAAAGUUGAGAGAUUGGCCAGAGAACAACGCGAUAGGUUGCAAAUAUGGCAAACAGCCAGCGUGAAGACAACACGAUAUACUUAACGGAGAAAGAGGCGGAGCGGAUACAGAAGACAGUCAAAGAACGAUUAGAAAAGUGCAAGGAGCAAAGCGGAAAUGUAAAGGCUCCGAGGGACAAGCUAGCUGCUCACCAGCAGGCCACGGGCGCAGCUCUCAUGGCAGACAUGGGAGGUGCACCGGAUCCGGAUAUGAUGCAAACCCAAGGCAAGACUUCAACUACGAUCCCUGUCAUUGGCGUAGGCCAGCCAUAUCCUCCAUGCACGACGCCACUGUCAGAUUUGAAGCCGAUGAAAAUGGCAGAUCUGAAGAUGGAGACGCAUCACCGAGGCUACAAACUGGUUGUAAAGCGAGAGAGCCCAGUAGUUACACUCGUCGCGAGGUCGUGGACUAUGGUUCAGGAUGAGGACGGAAGCGAUGCAGAACGUCUGGAGAUAUUGCUGCACAAAACACGGUACAGCGAAGAUGUGUUGGAGUCCACAAAGCAGUUCAUUAUCAAAGAGCCUUACUUUACCCUCACUGAACAGGGAGAGCCUACUCUUCGAAUCGAUCAUCCCUCUGACCUAGUCAUCUGCCACGAAGAGGGCACCAAAGAUUGGGCUGAUGCAGCGGCAGCGGAGAAGGCAGCUACACGCUUCAAAACUCAGGGCAACAACGCACUUAAGAAGCAGGAUCUCCCACUAGCCCACGAGAAGUACACCACAGGCCUGGCGAUCGCAAAGCAGGACAUCGUCGCAGGAGAGAAUCCCGAUCUAGCGCGCGACAUUUUUCGGAAUCGUGCUUAUGUCAACCUGCUACUAGGUCGGCUAGACGAAGUGAAGACUGACGCACGAGCUUCACUAACCGGAAGAGACGAUCAGAAAUCAAAGGAACUAGAUAGCAAAGCUUACUACCGCGCUGGGUCAGCCUCGUACAACCAGAGCCGCUGGCAGGAAGCCAAACGUUUUUUCCAAGAAGCACAGAAGCUCACCCCGGACGACAAGGACGCCAAAGUACAACUAAAGAAGAUUGAAGCGCGUCUACGCGAGGAAGAAGCAGGAGGCUACAAUCUAAUGAAGAUCAGGACCGGUCUCUCAAAAGCCCGAUCAAGAGUUGACGCUGGAAACUUUAUCAAAAACACUGUAGUCAAAGACAGCCCAGGAAAGGGCCGCGGACUAUACGCUACCCGUGACCUCGCCCCUGGCGAGACUGUCAUGUGCGAAAAGGCCUUUUGCGUAGUAUGGGGUCACGAAGAAGACACUCUUACAGCUAUGACGUAUGACAUCCGCGACGACCGUAUUCGCGUCGCACCCGUCGGUCUCGCAAAAGCGCUCGUUCAGAAAUGUCUCAACCAGCCAUCUCAAACUGAAGACCUAAUGGAUCUCUUCGGUGACUAUCAAGGCGAAGGCAGCGAUGUAUACUCAAACGAGGAUGGCCCCGUCGUAGACAUCUUCCGGGUCCACGACAUCAUGUCGCGCAACGCCUUCGGGCCUGGAAGUCAGUUUGGAGAAGAGAGCGCGAGAAAUGCUAGUACAGGUCUUUGGCGUCACGCUGCAUAUAUCAACCACUCCUGCCUCGCCAACACAACAAAGGAGUUUGCGGGCGACAUGAUCAUCAUCCGCGCUACGGAGCCUAUUAAAGCUGGCGAGGAAAUUUUCCACCCCUACGAUGCUUCGCUUGACUAUGAAACGAGACAAGGGUUCCUGGAAAGGACAUGGGGUUUCAGAUGUGUAUGUAAGCUUUGUGAUGCGGAGAAAGAGGAUGGACAGGAGAUCAGGGAUAAGAGGAUGGAGCUGAUGGGCGAAGCGGAUGCUUUUAUCGACAAGACGCCUUGGGCUGGCGCGAAGAGAGUGGUACUUAGGAAGGCGGCUAAUAUUUUGAAGAGUCUUGAUGCGACGUAUGAUGAGGGAAGGUGGGAGGGGCUGCCUAGGAGACAUACGGAGGGAAUCAAAGCGUGGCUGGUGAAGGCUAGUCCGCGGUAAGGUUGACAUGGAAAGUUCGCAAAGUGCGUAUUUGGGUCAGGGAAAAAGUAGAAUCCAUCGAUUAUUGUGAUGCUAGAAGAUGAACGAUCGUCUGUUUACUAGCUACGGGCUUUCCUUCUAUUCAACAGAAGAUCGGUACAGGAAACUGUCACAAUGAUUGCUUAAUGCUUCAUCGAUACCUUGGGCUCCGUCAUAGGGUCGGCAGUGUACGGUGGCACUCCACUCUCUUCACUACUGAUUGUUAUGAUCUCAUUUGAG
Molecule: messenger RNA, 2488 nt
Organism: Alternaria alternata
Lineage: Eukaryota; Fungi; Ascomycota; Dothideomycetes; Pleosporales; Pleosporaceae
Product: SET domain-containing protein
Exons: 1
Coding region: 257-2230 (657 amino acids)
Molecular function (GO): protein binding
Source: RefSeq, a predicted model, not a curated record